AUGGUCCUCUGGGGCGCCCCCAGUUGCCCCGGCUGGAAGGGAGGCGGAAGGGACGCGAUCCCCGCCGCAGAACCACUGGAGGGGCAAGGGGAAACCCCGCACUCCCGCGGAAGUCUCCGGAGACGCAAGGUCCAGGCCAGGUGCGUCCGAGUCCGGGCCGCGCUGCAGCGGGCGUCCUCGCCGCCGGGCGGGUCAGGGCGCAGUUAUUCUAGGGCCCGGCCGCCGGCGCACAGCCCUCCCGGGGCGGCUCACCAGCGUCGGGGGAUGCCCGGCAUCGCCCCCGCGCACUCCCGCGCCUCGCUCGUGCGGUCGCCGUGGAGUGUACCCCCGCCGGAGGGCCCCCGCCGUGGCGACGAGGCGUCCCAAGAAGGGAACGGGAGGGACGCGGGCCGGGGCGCGGAGCGGCGGCGGCGGCGGCGCCGGGAGUUCGCAGGCUCCCGCCUCUCGGAGCCGCGCUGCCCGCAGCGGCCAACGUGGGCUUUUCUGGUGCGCGUCUCGCCCAGGUACCGCACUCCAGCCCCCGGGACGCCCCGCCCCCCCGGGCGACGGACAGGCCGGCCGCCAAUGGGGAGGCGCGCCUCGAUGGUAUUUAAAUGGAUCCGCCCCCUUCUUGCACCCUCCCUCUCCCGGGAGGCGGUGCCUCCGCCGCGCGUAGGUUUCAAGUACAGAGAAUUCUUGCAGGCACCCCGGGAGCAGCGACUCAGAAAGGCAACCAGAUCAUCGGUAGGGAGAACGAUCUGA
Messenger RNA from Rangifer tarandus platyrhynchus (Svalbard reindeer), 741 nucleotides. The record is from the annotation of a GenBank genome assembly. NCBI's taxonomy places the organism in Eukaryota, Metazoa, Chordata, Mammalia, Artiodactyla, Cervidae.